AUGGAGCUGCAGCAUCAAAACGAAGAAAUAAGAUUGAAGGCUGAAGCAGAUCAAGCUCGGUCAGAAAAAGAGAGGGAGGAAGCACGUAAGAAAUCAGAAGAGGACUUUCAACUCCUUCGAGAGGAAGCAAUCGGGGAAAGGGAACGACUCCGAAAAGAAGCGGAGGAAACACAUCGUAGAUUGGAAGACACCCUUCAACAACAAGAGCAGUUACGAAAGGCCAAUGAGGAGAUGCAAAACAGACUUGACGCUACCAGGAUCGGCUACCGAUAUGCAGAUCGUUUGAAUCCCGAUGCCCGGAUGUUGAUAUCAAGAGGAACCGAUGUAAUACGUUGCAAAAUGUUCGUUGGCACGUUAUCUGAAAUCACUCUUGAAUGGUUCAGCACUAUUCCGAGUUCCACUAUUACUUCGUUUGCUGAAUUUAAGCGCGCUUUCCUGGAAAGAUUCUCGGCUAAUAGGGCUAAACCGGUCAUGAAGGUGGUGGAUCCUAACGAUGGAUUACUCGUGAAAGCCUUUGUAAAAGGGCUUCGGGCAAGUUCUUUCAGUGAAUCUCUAUACCGCAUUCCACCAAAAUCCCUGAUGGAGAUAAGAUUAGCUAAAUGGGCUAUAGAGCUUUCAGAGUAUAGUAUACAAUAUGAUUCUGGAGGUCCAAUUCGAGCACAAUUUCUGGCUGAUUUUGUAGUAGAGCUUUCUGAUCUGGUUAAAGAUCGAGAAAAGGAUGGGUCAGCAUGGAUCUUAUCUGUUGAUGAAUCCUCUAAUUUAAAGGGGAGCGGUGCUGGAGUCGUGUUGGAAGGACCUGAAGGUGUGUUGAUUGAGCAAUCUUUGAGGUUUGCGUUCAAAGCUAGUAAUAAUAAGGCUGAAUACGAAGCUUUGAUAGCUGGGAUGCUUUUGGCCAAGGAGAUGGGAGUUUCAAGAUUGUUAGUAAAAAGCGAUUCUGCAUUAGUAACAGGGCAGGUAAAAGGCGAGUUUCAAGCCAGGGUUCCCCAGUUGGCCAAGUAUUUGGAGGUUGUUCAAGUUAUAGCAAAGAAUUUCGUGUUCUUUAAGUUUGUGCAUGUACCCAGGGAGCAAAAUUCCCGAGCUGAUUUGUUGUCGAAGCUGGUUCAGACAUCUUCAGAAUCUUGGAUGAUACUGAUGAAAAGUUAUCUUGCAGAUGGUCGGUUACCUCCCGACGAGGGGGAGGCGAGUAGAAUAAAAAAGAGCUUGGGCCGGUAUAUGUUGAUUGAUGGUAAUUUAUUCCGGUAUGGAAUUUCUCGUCCUUUGUUAAUUUGUGUUGAUUUGAAGGAGGCUUUUCGGAUUAUGACUGAAUUGCAUGAAGGAAUAUGUGGGAGUCACAUUGGUGGAAGAGCUCUGAUGUUAAGAGUUGUAAGAGGUGGAUUCUAUUGGCCCACCAUGAAACAGGAUUGUAUGGAAUAUGUGAAAAAGUGUGAAUCAUGUCAGAAACAUUCUGAUUGGAGUAAGGCACCACCUGAAGUGUUGCAUUCCAUUAAUACACCAUGCCGAGUUAGAGAUUUUAUCUGGAAACAUAUAAUAUGUAGAUUUGGAGUUCUUCGGCGAAUUAUAUCGGAUAAUGGGACCCAAUUUGCAUGUUCGCAAGUUGGGCAGUUGUGUGAAGAAGUCGGGGUGAAGCAUGUUUUCUCGUCUGUAGAACAUCCUCAGACGAAUGGUCAGGCAGAAACAACUAAUAAAGUUUUAUUAAGAGGUAUUAAGCGAAGAUUAACAGCAGCAAAAGGGGAAUGGCCGAAUGAGAUACAUCGGGUGUUAUGGGCCUAUCACACCACGCCUAAGUCGUCUACACGUGAAACACCGUUUAAUUUGGUCUACGGAACAAAUGCUAUGAUACCUGUGGAGAUUGCAGAAAAUUCUGACAGAGUUAGGGCAUUCACAAAAAAAGUGUCUGAGGUCGGACUUCGUGCGAAUCUGGAUACUUUAGAGGAGGCAAGGGAAUUCGCUCGAAUUUCAAGGGAGGCUAUAAAGAGACAAUUGGAGAGGAGGUAUAGGACCAAGGUGAUACCAAGAAAAUUCCAGGUGGAAGAUUUGGUGUUGUGA
This is a messenger RNA of Vigna unguiculata (cowpea), 2046 nucleotides long. NCBI's taxonomy places the organism in Eukaryota, Viridiplantae, Streptophyta, Magnoliopsida, Fabales, Fabaceae. The record is from RefSeq and is a predicted model, not a curated record.